Molecule: messenger RNA, 2754 nt
Organism: Pseudozyma flocculosa PF-1
Lineage: Eukaryota; Fungi; Basidiomycota; Ustilaginomycetes; Ustilaginales; Ustilaginaceae
Exons: 2
Coding region: 1-2754 (917 amino acids)
Biological process (GO): mRNA processing
Cellular component (GO): nucleus
Molecular function (GO): RNA binding
Source: RefSeq, a predicted model, not a curated record
AUGGCCACCAACAGGCUCCGACGACGCCUCGAGGAGGCCGACCCGGCCACCCUGGCCAGGCUCUCCGAAAACUUCUGCCAGAUCGGCACGCCUCUGCCCUCGCUCGAGAACAGAAAAAGAGACCCCAACGAGUACAAGCCGAUAUGGCAGCAAGAAGCACGCGAUGAGCAGGGGCGGCGGCGCUUCCACGGCGCCUUCACCGGCGGAUUCUCGGCGGGCUACUUCAACACGGUCGGCUCAAAGGAAGGCUGGACCCCGUCCUCGUUCCGAUCCUCUCGCGCCGACAAGGCCAAGGGCGGCCAGUCCAAGACGACUCCUGUCCAGAGCCGCCCGGAGGAUUUCAUGGACGAGGAGGAUCUGGCAGAUCUGAGAGACUCGGCCCGUCUCAAGACGUCUUCCACGUUCCAAGAUGCUGCCGAUCCAUCCCACGAUCCGCUCUUGGGGCUGUUCGGUGGUCAUCGAGGUGACCAGGAUGGAGGAAUCGCAGCUGCGGCCCUCCAAGACUUGGUUCGCCCGACCUCAACGUCGCUCGGCUUCAAACUACUUCGGAAGAUGGGCUGGAAGGAUGGACACGGAUUGGGCCCCCGAGUGACAGCGAGGAAACGACGGCGCCUCAUGGGGGUGCAGCAGGCUGGCGCAGCACCCAAAGCGGAUGGAUCCGCCAGCGACGAGGCUGAUGAAGAGGCGGACAAGCACCUCUUCCCGCCGCCCAACACAGUGCUGGUCCAGCUCGAGGGCAGACAGGACAGGACGGGACUCGGCUGGAAGAGGUCCAGCUCGCUCAACGAGCUCCUGACCGAGGUCAGGUCCGAGGCUGCGGGGCAGAGACCAGGCGAGCCCUCCGGGCGUCCUGUGUUUGCCCCGUCAGGCGCGGACUCCGACGACGAGGCCGACGUCUUUGCCGGUGAGCCGGACAUUCGCACGUCGACUCUGGUCCGCAGCAGUCGAACGGACGCCCGGGCUGCCAUGACAAGCAUCGAUGCGCCGAAACGGACGACGGAGAUGCGCACCGCCGACGGGGUCAACACCUGGCUGGACGGGCGCAAGGUUGCCGUGGGGUUCAGGGUAGCGUCCAAAUCGAUGGCUCCGGAUCCCUGGUUCGCGCCGCCGAUCAUUCCGAAAGGCUGGAAACCGAACCCGCAGGCCAUCUGGGACUCGCACGCUCCGACGAUGGCGCCGGCCGCCGCACCCGGCAGGGUUGAGGGCAGUGCACCAAAGGCGCUCGACCCCACCGCCCGCGGCACCAUCCUUGGCGAAGCACGCAUGCCAGGUCCGCCCCCUGCACUCUCAGACUUCCUCUCAACAAAGGCGCGGGAACGCCUCGCCGCCGCCGCCGCCGGAGCAUCUCUUCCUCAAGAACCGGCUGGACCCGCGCCUCCGCCCGCCAUCGAGAUACCCCCCACAGAUCCGGCCACCGCAAAAGCUGCGCUGCAUGGCUUCAUGCCGUUCGGGGAUGACCCGGCCAAGCAGUCGCGUUACCGCACCUAUCUUCAGUCACAGGCCGAUCCCGCCUCCAACGUGCAGGUCCAACGUUCGCCCGGCCAGCUCGACGACCACUUCCAGCACGAGCUGAGGGAAUUUGCCAAGAGUGCGGCAAUCUUCCGGCCAAUGAGCACGGCCAUGGCCAGCCGCUUCACCAGCGCCAGCAGCAAAGCGGCGGCGCAAGAGACUGCCCCGCCCGCACCGGGGCUCCGACAGCCGCAGCCGCGACCCGCUCCAAAGUCACAGGGAGGCGAAGGGGACCACCCUGCAGAACCGGAAGUGGAGCUGACACCGGCACAGCACGCAGCCAAGGCCGGGAUGUUUGGCCGCCUGACGAGGACCGUUGAGCCAUGGUACCCUGUUCGCCUGCUCUGCAAGCGCUUCAACGUGCCUGACCCUCACCCGGGCAGGACCGAGGACGACAAUACGGCUGUCGAUGCCAGCAGAGGUCGAGAAGAAAUCGAUCCCUUCUGUGGAUCGUCGAGCGCCAGGAACCGAGCACAAGCCGACGUCGGAGCCAAUGACAUGUGGGAUCGGAACAAGCGGCAGAUCCAGGACCUCGCGCAAGCCAAAGCCUGGGAGGCGUCCGCGCCAAGAGCGCCGCCUUCCGCAGCCGCAGCCGCAAGCGCGACCGGACGCGGCACAGCACAUGGCGGCGCAAGCAGCAGAUCGAUCGAGACGCUCGGCCUGGGCGACGACGAGAGGCAGGGCGCGGACACGACGACGUACGUCAAGCCCUCUGUCGACAUCUUCAAGGCCAUCUUUGCCUCGGACGAGGAGGACAGCGACGCAGACGACGACAACGACGCCCUGGGCGCGAAAAGGAACACCUCUGCAGCAAACCGAGAGGAGAAACACAAAGCGGACGAGUCGCUCGGCGAUCCGAGCACCUCGUUCCGGCCCACCUUUGUGCCGCGGUCAAAGCGCAAGGCGCACGGCGACGAGCUAGCAGGUGAAGCGCGCGGCUGCUCGGAUGAAGGCGGCGGAGCGAUCAAGAAGAAGGCGGACAAGAAGCAGAAGAAGGACAAGCGGAACAAGGCCAAGGGCAUGCUGACCUUUGACCUCGACGGAGAGGACGACAUGGGUGACAGCGGCGCUAGCAUGCCUAGCGCCAUCACACGCAAGGUCAAGGCUGGAGGACCAGGCGAGACAGCAACUGCUGUCGAGCGGCCGGACAGGGUUCCGCGGCCAACUGAGCAGAGCACAGCGCCACCACCUAGACAGCCAGGCGAGCCGCGCCCAAAUCGCCCGAGAGCAUCCGACCUCUUCUGA